Messenger RNA from Oryzias melastigma (Indian medaka), 4619 nucleotides. RefSeq names its product GTP cyclohydrolase 1 (gene gch1). The record is from RefSeq and is a predicted model, not a curated record. Bases 130 to 894 code for a protein of 254 amino acids. The transcript has 6 exons. Gene Ontology annotation, molecular function: GTP cyclohydrolase I activity; zinc ion binding; GTP binding. Gene Ontology annotation, cellular component: cytoplasm. NCBI's taxonomy places the organism in Eukaryota, Metazoa, Chordata, Actinopteri, Beloniformes, Adrianichthyidae. Gene Ontology annotation, biological process: tetrahydrofolate biosynthetic process; tetrahydrobiopterin biosynthetic process.
CGGGAUGUUGACGCUGCGGGAAGAGCGCGCGCGUGAGUGUGUGAGUGAUCCAAAACAUUUCCGAGUAACGCAACACGCAGAAAGUGAUCCAACAAGUUUACAGCUGUGCAGGAAGUGACGGAAAGAAAGAUGGAGCACUCCAAACAGAGCAGGUACGGCUCCCCGGACCGGAAGGACGCCGCCGCCGCCGGCUCCGUCAUCAACGGGCACUUUGACGGGCUGGUGAGGCGGGUGAGCGGCGCUCCGCAGGCGGCGGAGCCCGGCGCGCGCAGGGCCGCCUCCGCGGUGAUGGAGAGCUGGAAGGAGGAGCGGACCAGGAGCGUGGAGGACAACGAGAUGAGCCUGCCGUCCCUGGCCGCCGCCUACACCACCAUCCUGCGGGGGCUGGGGGAGGACCCGCAGCGCCAGGGGCUCCUCAAGACCCCGUGGAGGGCCGCCACCGCCAUGCAGUUCUUCACCAAGGGCUACCAGGAGAAGAUCAUCGACGUGUUGAAUGACGCCAUCUUCGAUGAAGACCACGACGAGAUGGUGAUUGUCAAAGACAUCGAUAUGUUCUCCAUGUGUGAACACCACCUGGUGCCCAUCUUCGGCAGGGUCCACAUUGGUUACCUCCCCAACAAGAGAGUUCUGGGCCUCAGCAAGCUGGCCAGGAUUGUUGAAAUCUACAGCCGCAGACUACAAGUCCAGGAGAGGCUGACCAAACAGAUUGCCGUGGCGAUCACAGAGGCCCUUCAACCCACCGGCGUUGGAGUGGUGGUGGAGGCAACGCACAUGUGCAUGGUGAUGCGCGGUGUCCAGAAGAUGAACAGUAAGACGGUCACCAGCACCAUGUUGGGAGUUUUCAGGGAAGAUCCAAAAACCCGUGACGAGUUCCUGACUCUGAUCCGGAGCUGAGGAGGACCGAGAUGCUCGUCUUCCUCCUCCUGUGGCCUGGGUUUACCUUUACCUGCACAGACCAGCUGUUAGUGUGUGUGAGUGUGAGUGUGUGUGUGUACAGGAGUGAGUGUGUUUUCAUCAGUUUCUUGCAUUGACCGGACUGAGCGGCACUUUGCCUCAGUGACUUUCCACUAGCUGACACACCGGCUUUUGAUCAGAACCCCAGACCCCGCCCCCCUUUAGUUUGUCUGCAUGAAUUAAGAGGUAAUAUCAAGAGUUGGCCUCAAAACUCUGAGUUUAUACAGAGAAUUAACCCUAAAAACAAAUAUAUCAAAGGUUAAAGUACAUUGAAGUUAGUUUUCCUUUAAUGGCUCCAAUUCAAUUGGUGCUUCCAUUGACGGCCAUUCCCCGUUCACCUGUGCUAGAUUGGUUUGUAAACGAACUACCUGCAGUUUUGAUUUUACUGAGCUACAACCAUGUUUUGGCCAAAACAUUCCAGUUAUCUCCCGUGACCAUGAACAUUCGCUAUUGUAGAGAGAACUCUUGGUCUUGCAGAGGAACUCUGGAUCAGUUCGUUCAGUGUGAAAGCAGCUGGACUUUCCACAAACCAAAGAGAGGAAACCACGUGGUGGGAAGACCGGAAAACAGCCACUGGGUCAAUCUGAACCGGUCAACGUGGUUCAGUAAGGAGCUGUCAAAGGAACAGUCAGAGGAGCUGUCAGAGGAACAGUCAGAUGAGCUGUCAGAGAAACAGUCAGAGGAGCUGUCAGAGGAACGGUCAGAGGAGCUGUCAAAGGAACAGUCAGAGGAGCUGUCAGAGGAACAGUCAGAGGAGCUGUCAGAGGAACAGUCAGAGGAGCUGUCAGAGGAACGGUCAGAGGAGCUGUCAGAGGAACGGUCAGAGGAACAGUCAGAGGAGCUGUCAAAGGAACAGACAGAGGGAGGGGUCAGGUUGAUCUGUAUUUUUGCUUGUUUGAACCAAGUCCUGGAGCCCGUGUCAGAGAGUAAGCAACACCAAGUUCCUGUUCCUGAUUAGAUGACCAGUUCUCCAAUGAUCGUCUCAUUCUUCACUAAAAGUCUGUCUUGUUGUCGCUCAUAACACUAAGCCUUAGUCACACCUGUCCUUACAGGUGAAUGUGGGCUGUCUGCAGGUGAAAGAUGCUCACACCUGUACGGGACAUGCAGGUGACCUGCAGGAACUAUCAGGGUCGUAGACCGCUCAGCGAACCUGCAGAGAGAAAAUGUUCAUGUACAUUUUUCCUAUGGGCGUGCUGCGGGUCAUAGUGAACACAUACACAUCAGGGUGAAGUACGUGAGAUGCAGGAAUGUCGUACAGAUGUUUCAUUCUUUGAUAAGUGAGCACUCCUGACGUUCAGUCCGACUGUUGGAAGUGAGGAAUUAAGACGAUCAGAGUGGAGUUUGUGUGCACAUCAUAUGGUUGUUCUACGUGCACUUACAUAUCUCGUGCACACAUGCAGCAUUUGUGCACGCUCAGUUAGGAGCCAGCACUCACUAACGACUAGAGUGAGGUGUAAGGACGCCGUACAACAGCAUCACCUGUACGUCAUGAGUGCAUGGAACUUUCAUUAUCCUUACAAAUACUUCACAACACACUUACACACAUGACAAUGGUAUGUUCCACUUGAAAGAUGUUUCCCCUAAGAUGCAGCUGCUCCGUAUACGGACAGAACCUGAACAGAGUCAUGGUUCAUCCAAGGCACAAAAUCAUUUUGCCUUAUUGGGAAGGUUUGGACGAACCAGGACUAUCAUAAUCUGAAUUAUUUUUAUUUUUGUUUGUUUUGAUAUUUCUUUAUGGUGUAGUGCCCACAGAUGCUGUUUAAAAUCUUCAUGAAAAGUGAGUUUAGUUAAAACACUAACAAAAUUAACUCUUGAAGAGUUUAUCUCCAAAUCAUUUUAACAAUCAAAAAGUGACCAUUUUUACUCUUAAAAACAAACAUAUUUUUUGUACCUUAUAUUAAGUGUAACAGAGCAGUCAGAUAGUGUGUUAUUGCUUUGUUGUCUCGAGGGGUCAAUAGGCAGUCUGUGAUUGGUCGAUGGGAAGUUUUUCCAGCAAACUUUGUUGUUCAUGUUUGCCUCUUUUGUCCGUGUCCAACAAACAAAAAAAAGCUCCAGGUCAGUAAAUACCACCACAAUUCAAGCAGAGCAUGAACUCUCACUUUGUGAGAAAAUUCAAGCCUAAAGGUUCGUUCACACCAAUUCUGUGGCCCGCCCCUUUUUCACAGCGCCGCGAAUUCGCUGCUCGCCGCUCAAUUCAAGCUGUAACCAGAAUCUAAAUGUUUACAUUGAGUGACUGCAAACGGACUGGUUUGUGUUGUGAGACAGCUGGUGGGCACUGACAGCUCAUACCGCAGAGCAGCAUCCGUUUCUUCCAAAACCCUUCUAAAAACAAGAAAAGCAAACCCAUGAGCUGUUGGGUUCUUUGACCCUCUUCCAGCCCCCCAAACCUUUUCUAGGCCCUUCAAUGGGAGCGGAUGCUGACAUCCACCCAGAGAGGCCCUCACCUCACAUCACCAUCAGAAAGAAAGUACUGAAAGAUUUUCUAAGGAUGGAUUAACAAUGCAGGAAUCUGGGAGGUAAAGAGAAAAAAAAAUCUCCAAUCUGAACGUAAAGGAAAGUGCUAGUGCUGGUUAAUAUACGACAUCUUUAACAAAUUUCAGAGUUAAGAUGAUCCCGCCUCUGAUCACGUCUUUGUUUACAUUAUUUCCGUACGUUGUGAUGGUAAAUCUAAAGAGAAUAAAAUUAUGAUAUAUUUUAUGGAUGACAUACGAAUACUGUUUGUACUCUUGUUUUUCAAAUGCGACUAUUUCUGGGCAAAAUUGUUUUCAUUUCUCAGACAGAAAGUAUCGGUCGAUCUCCUCAGAUCUAAUGAUAAAACACACUUUAUGUAACAGAUGAAUCUGUCUUUCUGAACUGGCAGUCAUGUGACACCCCCCCAGCCUCCUGGCCUGCAGAGGGCGCUACACCUGUAAUAAAACUUCUAUGAAUAUCAGGUGAAAACUAUGAAUAAAUCCAUUCUUAGGUAGAAAGAAGAUUUUAAAGUAAAAGUUUGACAUCAUUUAAUACAUUAGAUUAUUUAAUUAGGAGAUGCUAACAAGCUAACAAGUUAACAUUGCAGUGGAAGAAUGAAUUUGAGUUUCGUCUUUGUGAAUUGUCUUUUAAAAAGCUGCUGCCUACAUUUUUAAUUGUUAACACAACAAUUCCAGCAGAUUCUGAAGGAGAAAAGCGGCUCACGUGCUUUUCUCCUUCAGAAUCUGCUGGAAUUGUUGUCAAUGGUUGAAAAAUUACAGUUUGUUAAAGAUUUUAUGUUCAAGUGUCACCGACGACGCCUCAGGUGUUAAAGGGUUAAUAAAUUAAAAUCAAAAUUUCACAUCUAAAAAUAAAAAACCCACCUCAAUGUUGAUUGUGCCAAUUUGACCAUAAAAACAAAAGGAAUUGUAAAGCUCGCCAACACCAGCUUGUUGGCGAGCUUUCGUCAGAGCUUUGUUCCAUCAGAUGGCUGUUGUGAUUUUGUGUGUUUGCAUUUUCUGUGCAUCAAAGUUUCCUGUGUAUCAUGGUGUGUGUGUUUACUGAAGGAUGUGUGCUAACAGUGCUAAUGUUGUUUUUUUGUGGCCUUGUUGUGACGGACGGCCUCUUUGGUGCCGUCUCCACCCCUGUACUUUUCGUACCGUGUUCCAUGGAAGACCUUUACAUCAAAGGUAUUAAAUUUUUAUGUGACAACUGUG